Molecule: messenger RNA, 408 nt
Organism: Helobdella robusta
Lineage: Eukaryota; Metazoa; Annelida; Clitellata; Rhynchobdellida; Glossiphoniidae
Exons: 3
Source: RefSeq, a predicted model, not a curated record
GUGAGUGCCAAUAACAUCCGUUCAUUUCAGAACUGCACCACCAUUGAGGGCAGCAUCCGGAUAAACGAGGUCUCCAUGAAAGGAGAUCGAGGUCGAAACGUGUCCAGUCUAACGUUUGAAAGUUUACUAACCUUCUCAACCGUAACGGAAAUAACUGGAUAUUUAGUUCUGCAGUCGCUAGGUGUCGGAGUGAGGAACUUGUCCUUCUUCAAAAACCUUCGAGUCAUACACGGAAGAUCCCUCUACGACCACAGCUACUCCCUGUUUGUCGAUCAAACUAACCUGGAGUACUUGGGACUGCGUAAAUUGAAAAACAUCAAAUUCGGAUCGGUCCUUAUCAAGAACAACAUCCAUCUCUGCUACCUCCAGAACUUCCCCUGGUCAACUUUGUUCAGUAAUAAUGGCCAG